Messenger RNA from Erigeron canadensis, 1405 nucleotides. RefSeq names its product receptor protein-tyrosine kinase CEPR1-like. The coding region runs from base 68 to 1336 and encodes 422 amino acids. Gene Ontology annotation, molecular function: protein binding. The record is from RefSeq and is a predicted model, not a curated record. NCBI's taxonomy places the organism in Eukaryota, Viridiplantae, Streptophyta, Magnoliopsida, Asterales, Asteraceae. The transcript has a single exon.
UUUUCCACUCUGACAAAUUAAGUCAUACACAUCCAUCCACCCUCCAUCUCUUCUCAACCCAAAAAACAUGAACUCUUAUUACACCAUUUUCCAAAAACUCAUUACACUCUCACUCACAUUAUUGAUCAUCUCAAUCUCUCCAUCAUCUCAACAACAGAUCUCAACCGUUGAUCUCAAUGCACUUCAACAACUCACAUACACACUAACCGACUUAAAAAAAUCCAACGGUUUUUUCUCCUCAUGGGACUUCACCUCACCGGAAAACAUCUGCACCUCAUUCGCCGGCGUCACCUGCUCCGUCGUCAACGGGGAGACACGUGUCACUUCCCUCUUCCUCGGCACUGGACUUUCCGACUCACCAGGUCUCGCCGGCACCAUAUCCGACACAGCUAUUUACCAGCUCACCGAGUUAACUCAGUUCAUCCUCUAUCCAGGAAUCGUCACCGGAUUCAUUCCGGAGAGUAUCGGUUUCCGGUUGCCAAACCUCCGUGUGUUAUCUCUAACUAACAACCGUCUCACCGGAAGUAUCCCGGAGUCAAUAACCGAGCUCAAAAAGCUUCAUACACUGGAUCUAAGUCAUAACAGACUCACCGGUGUGAUUCCGGCGAUCCUGACGUCAUCGUUACUGGAGCUGAGAGUGCUAGUGUUGUCAUUCAAUAACCUCGCCGGAGAAAUACCGGAAUUCUCGGAUGAAUCACGGCUCAUUCAUUUGGAUUUAAGAAGUAAUUUGUUAUCGGGAACAUUACCUGAAACGACGCCGUUUACGCUCCGUUAUUUGUCGUUAUCGAGUAACGGUCUGUGGGGCCCAAUAGAAAAUUUAAUAAAAUCAUCAUCAUAUUUAGUGUAUCUUGAUUUAAGCAUGAACAAAUUUAGUGGGCCCAUUCCUGACUCUUUAUUCCGUUGUUCAUUUCUUUCAUCAAUGUAUCUUCAACGGAAUAAUUUCUCCGGCGAGCUCCGUUUAUCAUCACCUUUGCCGGCGGUUUUUCUCGGUCCAGGAUCGACGGUCGAUCUCAGUCAUAAUUUUCUCUCUGGCGAGAUCCCGGAGUUUUUAUCAGGUGUUGAGACAUUGUUUCUGAAUAAUAACCGGUUUGCCGGGAAAGUGCCGGAGAGUUACGUCGGAAAUGUGAUUGCCGGAAAGAUGAGGACAUUGUAUCUGCAGCAUAAUUAUCUAGCGGGGUUUCCGAUGAAGGAAAGUGUGGUGCCGGAUGGAGUGGCGUUGUGCUUAAGUUAUAAUUGUAUGGUCCCACCGGCGGUGGGGCUAACGGCGUGCCCGGCGAGUGCAGGUGGUCCGGUUUCUAGACCGGUUAGACAGUGCUCUGUGUUUAGUAAUGGGUAGUAUAAUCAUGAUCAUCUUCAUGUACUAUAUCUAUUUUACUAUAUCUAUAACUAUACAUUAAUUAUACAA